Darwinula stevensoni is the source of this 1695-nucleotide messenger RNA. The record is from the annotation of a GenBank genome assembly. Lineage: Eukaryota; Metazoa; Arthropoda; Ostracoda; Podocopida; Darwinulidae.
CCGGAUUAUUUUUUAUCAAUCGACAUUUCUCGCGAGAUCCGGUAAGGCGAGAAAAACGGAACAGAAAUGAAAAAGUUCACAUUUUUCCUCUUCGCUUCCUUCUUCUGCCUGGAAUGGGCCGAGGGGCUGGGCCGAGGGGAGGACAAGCGCGGACAGCCUGAACCAGCCACGUCUCUCUACAACGUCUUGAAGAACUACGAGUUCCUCGAAGGACUCCAUCAGACAGCAAGGGACAACAAGCGCAUCAACGGGAGACUCGAGGAAUGCUUCGGGGUCCUGGGCUGCUUCAACACCGAGACGGGCGCCAUGUCCCACCUCGGCGUCCUCCCCGACUCCCCCGACGAACUCCGCGCCGCCUUCUACCUCUACACCCCUGAGAACCCGACCGACCCGCAGACCAUCUCCUGGGAGGACCUCGAGAUCAUCCAGCAGUCGAACUGGCGACCCGGUCGGCCGACCAAGUUUCUCGCACAUGGGUUCAACGAGGACGGGUUCCACCCGUGGAUGAUCGGACUCAAGGAUACGUUUCUCGCCAAGGAGCCAAUGAACGUGGUGUGCGUGGACUACCACCACGGCUCCCAAGCGCCGAACUACCUGCAAGCCGCGGCGAACUCGGAGAUCGUCGGCCGGAUGAUCGCGAACACCGCCAUCCUCAUGACCGGACUCGGCGCGUCCCUCGCGGACUUCCACGUCAUCGGCUUCAGCCUCGGCGCGCAGGUGGCGGGGCACGCCGGCGAGUGGUUCAAGGAGACGGGGGCGGGGGCGAAGCUCGGCAGGAUUACGGGGCUGGACGCAGCGGCCCCCUUCUUCACGGACCUGGAGUACCAAGGCGACCGGACACACCUGGACCCAUCGGACGCGAGCUUCGUGGACGUGAUCCACUCGAACGCGGCCCACCUGCUCCUCGGCGGCGUCGGGGCGAAGGAGGCGCUGGGCCACGUCGACUUCUACCCGAACGGGGGGAAGGCGCAGCCGGAGUGUCCGAAUGUCAUCUUUCAUACUUUCGAGCAAUUAUUUGGAGAUGGCGAAGAGGACGAAGAUUCGAUCUGCAACCACCGGAGGGCCCACUACUACUACGAGGAGUCGGUGCUGUCCGACUGCGUGUUCGUUGGCUUCCCCUGCACUGGGAUCGACGACUUUGACGAUUUCAAGGAUGGGCUGUGCUUCAGUUGCCCCGAGGGAGGUGCCUGUGGGGUCAUGGGGUACAACUCGCCCGCGUCCACUUCGAGGGGCUCGUUCUUCUUCAAGACCAGGGGAGAGGCUCCGUUCUGCGGGACGCAGUAUCACGUCGCGGUGUUCGUGAACGAUAAUCAGUUCAAUUCUUGGGGUCUUCUUCGAGUUACCAUUCAAGCCACGGGAGAGUCCUUCGACGUUACCGGGGAGAGGGAAAAACUGGAGCAAGGAGAAGAGAUGAAGACGGCGGCAGUCGGCAGGUUCCAACCGCCGGGAGAGACCAUGGACAUCUCUCUCCGAUACGAGGCGUCAGACAACCUCAUCCUGCCGGGCAAGGAUCAGUGGUAUUUCGACUACGUCAAGAUCACCAUCGCCGGAGGAAAUACGUAUUACUACUGCGGAAUGAGGACAAUGAUCGAGACGCACAAGGAGAUUGCGAUGACUCUGACGCAAACUCCCUGUUGAACCCGAUGUGUCAUUCAGCUGUGAUGAAAUAAACUUUACGGGGGCCCUUGUCCUACA